AUCGCGGAAAACAGCCACACGAAGCGCAUCUGUUUGCGAAGCUGUGAACUGAUGUUCACAGUUGGACCAGUAUAAAUAUGGUUUAUUCUAAGCCAUCACAAUCAAUCAAUCCCUCCAUUUAUUCACCAGCCUUUUCAUCUUACAUGUCAUUUAACUUCUCUGAAAGAGAAAACUCAAGUGCCCCAGCUUCCUUGCCCACAACUCCCCUCUGCAGCACUGAAGGCGCACUAACCAUUCAACCAAAUGGGACCUUAGAUGAAAGUGAACUGACCUCUGGGGAGGUGGCCGUCUUGGGUUUGGUGUUUGGUAUCAUAUGGCUGGUGUCCAUUUUGGGAAAUGCCCUGGUCUGUCUGGUCAUCCACAGGAGCCGAAGGACUCAGUCGACCACCAACUACUUUGUGGUGUCUAUGGCCUGUGCUGACCUCCUCAUGAGCCUGGGAUGUGCUCCUUUUGGCCUCCUGCAGGUGGCCUCUGGACAAUGGCCACUCAGUGCAGUUGUUUGCAAAAUUGUGCGAUAUUUGCAGCACCUAUGUCCAGGUGUUCAGGUAUAUGUCCUGCUUUCUAUCUCUGUGGACCGCUUCUAUACAAUUGUCUAUCCCCUCAGCUUCAAGGUUUCCAGGGAGAAGGCCAAGAAGAUGAUCGUAGCCUCUUGGCUGUUUGGUUCAGUUUUUGUAUCUCCAUGUUUCUUUUUCUAUGGCUUCACUACAGCAAAUAGUAGCACCAGUCAUUGUGACUUAUUCCUCCCCCUUGGCUGGGCAGGGAUAGUCUAUGCUGUGCUUCAUCUGCUUUUAAGUUUUAUGGCUCCCGUGGCACUGAUAGUGUUCUUCUACCAAAGAGUUAUUCGCUACAUUUGGAGGAUCAGUGCUGAUGGCCACACAGUGCGUCGAACAAUGAAUAUUGUCCCACGGACUAAAGUCAAGACUAUCAAAAUGUUUCUGAUGCUCAAUUCAGUUUUCUUUCUCUCCUGGACACCCUUUUAUGUUGCCCAGAUGUGGCACCCGAUAGACUCUCACAGCACGAACAGACAGAGGCUCUUGUUCUUUGCCGCAAUUAUCUGGAUUUCCUUCAGCUCUACAGCAGCUAAGCCUACCUUGUACUGUGUGUAUAACGCAAACUUUAGGAGAGGCAUGAGGGAAACCUUUUGCAUGUCAUCAAUGAAAUGCUAUCGUAGUAAUGCCUACACUAUCACAGCUAGUUCUCGAAUGGCUAAAAAAAACUAUGUUGGUGUGGUAGACCUUCCAGUGCAGUCCAAGACAGUGACCAAGGACUCGGUUUAUGAAUCAUUUGAUCGAGAGGCAAAAGACAAAAAGGUUGCCUGGCCCACCAAUUCCAAUCCUUCAAAUACUUUUGUAUAAAUUUUUUUCAGUUGUUUUAACAUGAAUGACAUCAAUCAAGAUAUACAGGCUACACACUGCCAACACUGGUUUAGAAACUACCUAAAAACUGAAUGAUAGCUAUGUCCUGACACAAACAAAAUUUUCUAAUUUCUUUAAAGGGCUUUUGUGGCACCCAUAGUUCUUGUAUUCAACACUUGUGAGCAGCUACAUGUUUCAGACAUGCCUUGUUUGUGUAUGUAAUAUUGGCGGUUGGCCAUAAAACAUUAUUUUCAUUGUACGCACAUGAUGCAUUUCUUGGUGUUCUCAUGUACACAUACCAGAUUUACAACACCUGUAGCCAUAUGGCUUCAAGCCAUAUACAUCCACACCUGUAUAUUAUGCUCACAUUAACAGAACUAAAUUGUGUAGUUUUAAUA
This is a messenger RNA of Periophthalmus magnuspinnatus, 1753 nucleotides long. RefSeq names its product G protein-coupled receptor 19 (gene gpr19). Gene Ontology annotation, molecular function: neuropeptide receptor activity. Gene Ontology annotation, biological process: G protein-coupled receptor signaling pathway. Bases 78 to 1355 code for a protein of 425 amino acids. The record is from RefSeq and is a predicted model, not a curated record. The transcript has 2 exons. Gene Ontology annotation, cellular component: plasma membrane. NCBI's taxonomy places the organism in Eukaryota, Metazoa, Chordata, Actinopteri, Gobiiformes, Gobiidae.